Molecule: messenger RNA, 1686 nt
Organism: Tripterygium wilfordii
Lineage: Eukaryota; Viridiplantae; Streptophyta; Magnoliopsida; Celastrales; Celastraceae
Product: replication protein A 70 kDa DNA-binding subunit-like
Exons: 13
Coding region: 235-1671 (478 amino acids)
Biological process (GO): DNA recombination; DNA replication; DNA repair
Cellular component (GO): nucleus
Molecular function (GO): DNA binding
Source: RefSeq, a predicted model, not a curated record
GGUGGAAGUCGUUUAUCAUCGUCGGAUUCUUGAGUUGUUUUGGUGUGAGGAUCAAGUUGCGUGGGUGUGCAUUGCUGCAUUAGUUUCACAGAGGUAGUUUAUCGGCAUCUUCCGUUGUUAAGAGGGCAGAUUGUUUGCACAAUAAGACGUACGAAGUGUCUGCUUUGCACUGCUAGACAAUCUCCAUCACUCUUAUCUUCAUCACUCUUUGCCCAAAACUAGGUUUUCGACACUAUGGACUCCACUCCAUUGGCAGAAUUACAUAUUGGACAACGGAACUACAAGAUUACAUGUCGUGUGACAAAGAUAUGGGAUGCCACAAAUCCAACAAUGCAAGAUCAACUAAUGUCAGUUGAUUUUAUGUUGGUUGACAAUCAGGCGAUGGCCAUUCAAGGAUCAAUUCGAAAGGAAGAUGCGGCCCGAAUGAAAGAACUAAUUAAAGAAGGACAAAUUUAUACAUUUUCCAACUUCAUUGUCACAGCUGCGAAAAAGAACUUUCGUGUAUGCCACCACAAGCUUAUGAUUCGUCUUGGGACAUGGAGCAUAAUAAAAGAGAUAAUGGAUCAUCAACUGCAUAUCCCAAAUCACAGCUUCUCUCUGAUAGAUGACAAAGAACUAGAAUCAAGAUUAUACAAUGAUAUGUACCUCACAGAUAUAGUUGGUCAUCUCACAUCAGUCACCAAAGUCAGCUAUGCCUAUGUAAAUGGGAGAAAUGUCACGAAAAAAAAUCUCAUCAUUCAAACCUUGAGCAUGAAGGACAUUCCAGUCACACUUUGGGGGACAAAUGCAGAGGGAUUUGAUGAAAAAAAUGUUAUUGACCUUGCACGAAAAGAGCCUCUCAUUGCAGUCCUUACAACUAUGACUAUAAGAGCAUUUAAAGGAGAAACCACACUAUCAAGCACAUCAGCAACACGAAUAUAUUUAAAUCUAGACACCGAAGAUGUUCAUGCUUUCCGCAGCAGACUUGCUUAUCCACUUGAGGUUACAACAUUGGCCCAAUCUCCAGAAGAUAAACAAAGUCAUGUCAAUGCUGCAAUAAGUUCCAGAAAGACUAUCUACGAGCUACUUCGUCUGGAUCGAUUUGCUGAUCUGGGGAAAAAGUUUAUCUGUGAAGCAACAAUAAAAGAGAUUGACACAAGUAGAGGAUGGUGGUACAAUGCAUGUUCAAAGUGCAAAGUAGGAGUUACAAACUAUGAUGGCAUCCUUUCUUGCAGGAAGUGUGGCCCAAUAGAAAGUCUUCCGAUACCAUGGUAUAAAUUGGAUGCCAUAGCUGCUGAUGAUUCUGGUGAAGCCCAUUUCUUUAUGUUUGGAAAACAUGUGGAGAAGUUGGUGAAAGUACUAGCCACUCAACUCUCUAAUCUUCCCUCUUCCAACCGAAUUGUUGUGCCACCCAUCAUCGAGCAAAUCUGUGGUCAAAAAUACACAUUCACAGUCUCAAUUAAUGAACGAGAAAUCACUAUGCCAGAUCUAACAUUCAAUAUCUCACAAGUCAUUAAAGAGACACCACCAGGUCAUAAUCCUGAGAUAAGAAUCGUAGAGGACGAACAUCACCUGCUCAGCAACAAGAAGCAGCAUAAAAGAACAAGGGAAUCAGAUAUGCAGAACCAACUACAUAAGAAAAUACACAUCAUUCCAGAGACAGAGUAUGCUGCUCAAAAUACCAACAAAUGACAUGUUCCAAUCGAU